This is a messenger RNA of Lactuca virosa, 518 nucleotides long. The record is from the annotation of a GenBank genome assembly. Lineage: Eukaryota; Viridiplantae; Streptophyta; Magnoliopsida; Asterales; Asteraceae.
AUGGGUAAACAACCUAAGCGGAAACUUCUUGAUUGUUCUUCGUCUGCUUCCACGUCUGCUGCUGCUGUUAUCAGAAGUUACCGUCAUAAACGUAUGGUUAGUGGUACUGAUGCCUCUGUGUUGCCUAUUUAUUACGAUUGUGGGGAUUGUGAUUGUGUUUGUGCGUUCUGUGGAACUUUCUUUUGGUACAUUGAAAUGAUUGCCAAUUUAUCACUUGUUGACCAUCCUAGGGCAUUGGAAGAGAUCUUGCCCACAAUAUCUGCAAGAUAUCAAGGAUGGCAAAGUGAAGCCAUCUUCGGCAGGGUCUAAAGGAAAGUGAGGAGAUAGAGCGAGGAAGGAUAAACCUGAUCAUGGGAAACAGAAAGUCUUCACCAGUAACCAAGAUCGGAGUUUAUCAGCUUCUGCUUAGUAAUGAUGUUAGAUUAGAUUUAAUAAAUUGUUGCUAUUCGUCUGAGAUGACGAGAAACAUUAUUUCAUUUCAUGCAUUGUUCAGACAAGGUUUUACAUAUUCUUUUAAU